Malassezia restricta is the source of this 1179-nucleotide messenger RNA. Its product is annotated as YTH domain family protein. Gene Ontology annotation, molecular function: N6-methyladenosine-containing RNA reader activity; mRNA binding. The record is from RefSeq and is a predicted model, not a curated record. Lineage: Eukaryota; Fungi; Basidiomycota; Malasseziomycetes; Malasseziales; Malasseziaceae. The coding region runs from base 1 to 1179 and encodes 392 amino acids. The transcript has a single exon. Gene Ontology annotation, cellular component: cytoplasm. Gene Ontology annotation, biological process: mRNA destabilization.
AUGACACGCCGUGCGCCAGAGCCUGGGCAGUGGCGUGCGCCCGGUCAGAGACAAGCAGAGUAUGCCGACGACGCAGCGCAUGCCUCCGCGACGCCAUCUCCGCACCUCUCUGUGCCGAAUAGCGAGACGUCAGACACACCCACGAGCCAGACGCGCACGCAGAGCGUGUCUGCCCUGCCGGACGUCUGGCGCUCACAGCUGUCUCUCUCUUCAGCGCUGUCGAGUAUCACGCAGGAAGCAGUGUCGCUGCACCCAGGCACGUCCAGUGUGCCCCGGCACAGUGCGCCGCACGUCCUGCUGACGCAUGACACAUCGCCGCGGUCAUUUUCGUCCGCUCACUCGUCGCCCCUGCACGGCACGCAGCGCCGCGCCUCGUAUGCGCACGACCCGCUGGGGCAGCGCCGCGGCAGCGAUACAUUCAGCGCCUCAGGCGCAGGGGCUGCGUCCUCGCUGUGGUCACCGAUCGACGACCCGAAACUGGCGUACCGGCGCAGCACACUUCACAUCGGCGACGUCAUCCCAUCCAUCGCACCAGGGCCCUGGCCGCGGCGCAUGUCAUCGCGACGCAUGUCGUGGGACGACGCCGAGCCGCCCGUAGACGUCGAGCCGCCCGUGCCGAUGCCACCGCCCCAGCCGAGGCCCCCGUCGCCCUGGUUCUACCUCGAUCCCUUUUCGCAAUACCGCCCGCUGCCGAUGACUUGGCCAAUGCCCGAGCGGGCCUUUGUGAUCAAGAGCUUUACCGCCAUUGACGUCCAGCUAUCCGUCACGCACGGCGUAUGGACGAGCACGGAAAAGGGGAACCACCGCCUCAACAAGGCCUGGAUGCGGAGCAGCCAGCGCGGCCCCAUCUAUCUCUUCUUCUCAGUCAACGGCAGCGGCCGAUUCUGCGGCGUGGCACAAAUGGUAUCUGGACUAGACUACACACAAAGCAGCAAUAUCUGGGCAGAGGGCGACCGCUGGAAGGGGCUCUUCCACGUACACUGGCUCAUACUCAAAGACAUUCCCAAUGCACGGCUGCGGCACAUGACGCUCCUGAAUACGGCAGAGCGGAAACCUAUUACACAAAGCCGCGACACACAAGAACUGCUGCCAGAGGCGGCGACAGAGCUGCUGCACAUAUUUCAAACGCACCAGAGUGUCUCAUCGCUUUUUGCCGAGCAAGAUCAUCUGCCGCCCUAG